AUGUCAAUUAUCCAGCAGCAUACGAGCGCGACGCUCGGUGACGCAUGGCGCACCAUCAACAUCGACGCCCUGAAUGAAGACUCCAGCGUCAACUUCGACACCUCGACUCUGCAUCCCCCACAGCCCGAGAUCGACGAGGCGGAAGUGCGCCAGCUUUCUGGGCAGAUCAGGCAGCUUCUGAGAGGCGGUGAUGCGGAGGGAGCUUUGAGGGGCAGCUUGGAGACGCCAGUAUACAACGGAACGGACGCAGCCAAGGACGCUCAUCUGCACACUAUCAUUGAGGUCCUCCAGUCGAUCAAGGCAAGCGACAUGUCCCCCUUACUGAAGAGCAUCUGUGGAUCUGAGGGCGGCUCUGAGUGCCUGGAUGUCCUGAUGAAGUAUAUCUACAAAGGAAUGGCUACGGUUCACCCUGGAACAGCUUCUCGAUCACCAAACAAGGUUACACCUCAAUCGACGGGAGGUUUCAGCCAAAUCGCCGGGCGACCUGGCUCGAAUGAGCCCGCCACUGCAGCUAUGAGUGUGCUCCUGAGCUGGCACGAGAAGGUCGUUGAAGUCGCUGGUCUGGGAUGCAUCGGCCGAACAAUGACCGACUGGCGGAAGGUUUAG
Messenger RNA from Fusarium mangiferae, 606 nucleotides. RefSeq lists its product as uncharacterized. The coding region runs from base 1 to 606 and encodes 201 amino acids. The transcript has 3 exons. Gene Ontology annotation, molecular function: actin filament binding. The record is from RefSeq and is a predicted model, not a curated record. NCBI's taxonomy places the organism in Eukaryota, Fungi, Ascomycota, Sordariomycetes, Hypocreales, Nectriaceae. Gene Ontology annotation, cellular component: Arp2/3 protein complex; cytoplasm; actin cytoskeleton. Gene Ontology annotation, biological process: Arp2/3 complex-mediated actin nucleation; regulation of actin filament polymerization.